Colletotrichum lupini is the source of this 210-nucleotide messenger RNA. RefSeq lists its product as uncharacterized. The record is from RefSeq and is a predicted model, not a curated record. Bases 1 to 210 code for a protein of 69 amino acids. Lineage: Eukaryota; Fungi; Ascomycota; Sordariomycetes; Glomerellales; Glomerellaceae. The transcript is spliced from 2 exons.
AUGUGUGUAAGUUGGCUCAACUUCUCCAACUCCCUCUCCAUCUUCCCAUUACACACGCCACACCAUGUGGAAGCUUUCCAGAAAACGAACCUCAUCGCACGCGCGCAGCAGGUCAAGACUCGUCAACGACGUUGCCUAGGUACGUCUUAUGCAUACGCAGUAUAUGCAACUCAACCUCCCUCCCUGGCUACCACCUCACAGUCCGAUUAA